This is a messenger RNA of Sitophilus oryzae (rice weevil), 1643 nucleotides long. RefSeq names its product splicing factor ESS-2 homolog (gene Es2). Lineage: Eukaryota; Metazoa; Arthropoda; Insecta; Coleoptera; Curculionidae. The coding region runs from base 113 to 1564 and encodes 483 amino acids. The transcript has 7 exons. The record is from RefSeq and is a predicted model, not a curated record. Gene Ontology annotation, cellular component: catalytic step 2 spliceosome.
GACAUACGUCUCUAGUCACAGCAGUUCUAAUCUAACCUCAAAAUUUAUGAAACGUAAAUAAAUCAUCACAAUAUUCAUUUUAUUAUUAAUUUGUCAAUAAUUUCAUUUUACAAUGAAUUCUGUAGAAAACAGCCCUGGUAGAAAAGCACUGGAAGUCAUGGGCCAUGUAAAUAAGGAAAUUGUUUUUAAGAAACCUUUCAGUGUUCCUAGAAAAAAACGGAAAGUAAAAGUUUUAGAUGAAGAUACGUAUGUUGAGCAAAUUGGCAACAUAAUUCAAAGAGAUUUUUUCCCGGAUUUAGAGAAAAUCAAAGCACAGAGUGAUUAUCUCGAGGCAAUGGAGAAAAAUGACACAGUUAGGAUUCGUGAACUUUAUAUGAAAUAUAGUGGGAGUAAACCUAAUCCCGAACGAAUACCAAGUCCAGCUACAUUUGAGACUCCAGCAAAUAUACAUAACAAACAAGAUGAUGUGACAUUGAACUUGGAAUCAAAUAACAUAGCUGAAGAGCCAAGCCAGCCUAAAAUUAAAAUUAGUUUAGAUCAAUAUUUAAAUUCGCAUACAUCUCAAGAUAAUGAAAAUUUUGAAGAAAUUUUAGAAAUAAGCGAACAGAAACAUAGGGAGAAAUAUAAGCAUUUUUAUCAGCCUGAAGAAGGGAGUGAAUGUAACAAACAAGCAAUGAUAACAUUACCAUCUAUUGAGCAACAAGCUGCUUUACCUGAAAAACCAUUUAAUAUUAAUACUUGGGGGUACAAAAACAAAAAUGUCCUAAUGUUUAAUCCAGAUGGUGAAGAACUAACAAAACAGCAAGAACUUGAAUUAAUUAGUAAUAAACAAGAAAUAGAUCAUGCAAAUACUAGAUUAAUAAUUAAUCCUUUUAAUGAAAUAAGAAGUAAAGAGACCAUUAACGAGUUAGCGAAAAGUCAAGCAAAGGUAUUAGAUGGAAAAAUUGGUGUCGAUGGUAAAGAGUUGUUGAAGCAAGACACACCAAACAUCGGUGGAUACAGUUUUAUAAGAACCCCUUCGCCAUCGCCAAGUCUAUUGGGAAGUCCAUUGAUGACUUGGGGUGAAAUCGAAGGCACGCCUUUUAGGUUAGAUGGCAGUGAUACUCCAAUAUCAAGGUCUCAAGGUCCAUCUUUCAAAAUGUCUGAACCCCCAAGAAGAGAGCAGUUAGCGUUAGCAUUAGCUGAAAAAGUUGGAGAGAAAAAUAGAGAUAAGAAAAAGAAAGCUUUGGAUGCUCAAAGGCGACAACUCAGUUCGCCAUCUCCCAGACCCAGUAGUUCUGCCAUCGAUAGGUUAGCCACAAUGUCACCUGCAGCAAAGAGACUAGCGUCAUCGCAUUUAAAAUUAACUGUAAACUCUGAUCUUUUAAGAACGACGUAUUCGUCCAGCCCGUCAGGGUUUAAAACUCCAUCACUGACUGGUACACCAAUAACGCCCACUCCAAAGAGAUGUGUUACUCCUAAAAUCAGUUUAGGCAUCAAGAAGGCUGAAGCAAAUCAAGUAUCAACUGACGAUUUAUUAAAGAUUAGUUUGCCAUCCCGAAAUAAGGCCUCUGAUUUUUUCUAAAAUAAAAUUUAAUUGAGACUUUAAGUUACAUUAUUUGUAUCUAUGAUUUGUAUGAUAUGUAAAUAAAUUAUAAUUUUUA